AUGGCUCCGCCCACCAUCAUUGCUCCAUCCAUUCUCUCCGCCGACUUUGCCUCCCUCGGUUCGGAAUGUUCCCAUCUAAUGAAGUCAAACAGUGAUUGGAUCCAUGUGGAUAUCAUGGACGGCCAUUUCGUCCCCAAUAUCACAUUUGGCGCUCCCGUUGUAUCCAAAAUCCGCCUGCAUGUUGAACGUCCCUCAAGGCGUCUUGGCAAGGGCACCUUUGAUUGUCAUAUGAUGAUUUCAGAGCCACAGAAAUGGGUGAAAGAUUUCAAAGAUGCAGGAUGCGACCUGUACUGUUUCCAUUAUGAAGCGGCCAUGACGUCAACCGCCGCAAAGGUGCCCGCUGAUAAGUCGACAACGCGCCGAACGAGUCCCACAGAACUCAUUCGGUACAUCCAUGAACAAGAGAUGCAGGCUGGCAUUGCUAUCAAGCCGGACACUUCCGUUGAUGUCCUGUGGGAUAUUCUGGAACAAAAAGACCCAAUGGAUCGGCCUGAUAUAGUCCUCGUCAUGACUGUGUACCCUGGAUUUGGCGGGCAAAAGUUCAUGGCAUCAGAAUUGCCCAAAGUGAAUGCGCUCCGGACAAGAUACCCCGAUCUCAACAUCGAAGUUGACGGGGGUCUUGGAGAGGGCACGGUGGAUCUCGCAGCGGAAGCUGGUGCUAACGUGAUUGUUGCUGGAUCAGCUGUGUUUAGCGCGCAAGAUCCGGCUAAAGUGAUUGCAAUGCUGAGAGACGCGGUUGAUAAGCGGAGGAUAUAA
Messenger RNA from Paracoccidioides brasiliensis Pb18, 756 nucleotides. Its product is annotated as ribulose-phosphate 3-epimerase. Gene Ontology annotation, biological process: carbohydrate metabolic process; pentose-phosphate shunt, non-oxidative branch; pentose-phosphate shunt. The transcript has 3 exons. Gene Ontology annotation, molecular function: D-ribulose-phosphate 3-epimerase activity; metal ion binding. Bases 1 to 756 code for a protein of 251 amino acids. The record is from RefSeq and is a predicted model, not a curated record. Gene Ontology annotation, cellular component: cytosol.